Lathyrus oleraceus (garden pea) is the source of this 1219-nucleotide messenger RNA. RefSeq names its product auxin-responsive protein IAA8. Bases 152 to 940 code for a protein of 262 amino acids. The transcript is spliced from 5 exons. Gene Ontology annotation, biological process: regulation of DNA-templated transcription. The record is from RefSeq and is a predicted model, not a curated record. Lineage: Eukaryota; Viridiplantae; Streptophyta; Magnoliopsida; Fabales; Fabaceae. Gene Ontology annotation, cellular component: nucleus.
AAAAAGUUUGGUACAUAAAGACCAAAGAAGGUUCUUUUGUGCAUCAACAAAACCAUCCAGCUCCUCUCCAAUACUUCAUUAUAUCAAUCUCACCAUAACUUCACUUUCUUCUAUCAUAACAAUAAUUUGAACUUGUAUUUUCAAUAACUUCAUGUCUACACCAUUACAACAUGAUGAUGAAACUUCAUCUCUCAACUUCAAGGAGACAGAACUCAGACUAGGCCUACCUGGUUCUCAAUCUCCUCACAGAAAACAAGUUGGAGAAGUUUCUCAUAACUUCAACAAAAACAUUAAUGUUUCUUCUUCUUUGAACAACCUUGUAUGUAGUGUUGGAGCUAAAAGAGGUUUCUUUAAUGCUAUUGAUCAAUCUUCCCCAAAAAACAUCAAAGAUGUUCUUCACCAACCACUACAUGAAAAGAAUAAACAUGUUUCAGGAACAAAUGAACAUGCGAAUGCUCUUGUUUCAAAGACACAGGUUGUAGGAUGGCCGCCAAUUCGAUCUUUUCGAAAGAACUCGAUGGCGUCGAAUUCGACAAAGAACAAUGAGGAAGAUGAAGGAAAACCAGGAUUUGGUUGUCUCUAUGUAAAAGUGAGUAUGGAUGGUGCACCUUAUCUCAGAAAGAUUGAUCUCAAAAUCUAUAACAACUAUAAGGAUCUUUCUUCAGCUCUUGAGAACAUGUUCACAUGCUUUACCAUUGGUCAAUGCAAUUCUCCUGGACUUCCUGGGAAAGAUGGACUGAGUGAAAGCUCUUUGAGGGAUCUUCUACAUGGAUCUGAAUAUGUUCUUACAUAUGAAGAUAAAGAUGGUGAUUGGAUGCUUGUCGGCGAUGUUCCUUGGCGGAUGUUCGCCGACUCGUGUCGGAGACUAAGGAUCAUGAAAGGUUCUGAGGCAAUUGGGCUAGCUCCAAGAGCCAUGGAAAAAUCUAGGAGCCAAAAGUAAUGCAGAAAACAAAAGUGAAGUUUUCACUGAUAUGCAUAUAUGAAGUUUUACAAGAAAGUUUGAGUUUAUAUGGUUAUGUUCCAAAUCAAAAAUAUAUAUGUAAUUCAGUGUCUCAGUUUUUUGUGAAUUUAUAGUCUGAGUCUGACAAGUCUUCAAAAUUAGUAGAAUUUAAUGAGACAUAUCCAGAAAUCUAUAUACACAUGUUUUGCUUGCAUAUCUGUUUUGUGUACCUUUGAAUUCUUGUUGAUGUAUAAAAACUUUGCUUGUUGUGCAUUUUCA